GCCACAUAUAUGUUAUCCCUUGUCCUAGACAAGCCUCUAUUCUUAUCAUGGCAUUUUCUUUCUCUUCCACUAGUACUGCAAUUACAUGUUCAAAGCUUUAUGACAAUUCCGGCCUGCAGUUCACCAGCUUAAGCUCUCAUAAACGUAACCCAAGUCCUGUCAGUGUGAAGUGUGAAUCGACGGAGUCAGAGUUGCCUGCAAAUGCAAAGAAAUCCAUGCUUGAAGUUGGGUCUCCUGUUAUUGUGGUCGAGUCUCCGAGAAUGAUAAAAACUGCAGCAUCAGUUCCAUGCCUCAGGGUUAACUCUGGCCUAGUCAAACCCGGUGAUGUCGGAAGAAUUGUGUCAAGAAAGCCUAAAGAUGUGUGGGCAGUUCGUCUUUCCAUUGGAACUUAUCUCAUUGAUGGGAAGUACUUCAAGCCCUUGGAGAUUGAGCCUUGAACAAAUUUUCAGCUUCGGCACAAUAGUAUAUAUUCUCAUUCUCAGUGAUGAUAACCCGGCCAGUAGCACUGGAAGAAUGAGGGCCAAGCUUAAUAUCAAUUAAUACCAACUGUACCACAUUCUCUUUCUCAUAAUGUUAUUAUUUGGGUAGGUUUUUCUGAUAUUCUGAGUUCUAUUGCAAACGCCCUCGGAAUAUAUGAAUCAUGAAUCUUAUAAACGUGAUCCUAGAAGAAAUCAUAAAGGAAUUUCGAAGCGGUGUCUGCUUUUCAUUCUGGUUUGUCCCUUCCAAAGCCAACUCACAAGAUUUUCUCGAUUAACAAAGGUACAUGAAAUACCUAGAAGUAUCUUGCCUGAUUUGGACCAUGCCCAAUUUGCAUCCCCAGGGAUUCCCACAACAUUAA
Messenger RNA from Fragaria vesca subsp. vesca, 838 nucleotides. RefSeq lists its product as uncharacterized. The transcript has 2 exons. The record is from RefSeq and is a predicted model, not a curated record. Gene Ontology annotation, biological process: NADH dehydrogenase complex (plastoquinone) assembly. Lineage: Eukaryota; Viridiplantae; Streptophyta; Magnoliopsida; Rosales; Rosaceae. Bases 48 to 437 code for a protein of 129 amino acids.